This is a messenger RNA of Scylla paramamosain (green mud crab), 3116 nucleotides long. Its product is annotated as NKAP family protein CG6066-like. The coding region runs from base 165 to 2105 and encodes 646 amino acids. Lineage: Eukaryota; Metazoa; Arthropoda; Malacostraca; Decapoda; Portunidae. Gene Ontology annotation, molecular function: chromatin binding. Gene Ontology annotation, cellular component: nucleus. The record is from RefSeq and is a predicted model, not a curated record. Gene Ontology annotation, biological process: regulation of gene expression. The transcript is spliced from 6 exons.
GUCUCAUUUAAUAAUUAAGUUUAAUGAACUGUAAUUUCCGUCAUGUUGGUGUUGAUGUAUAGGGAUAUGUAAGGAAUGGGAUACGAGAGUAAUGAUAUUUGGAGGCUGUGUCUGUGAAGAGGAACCGUAUAAGAAUCUGAGAGCAUCAAAACACAGAAGGCAACAUGGGUCGAAGUAAAAGCAGAAGCAGCAGCCGCAGUAGCAGCAGCAGUAAUGAUGACAGCAGCAGCCAAAGUGGCAGGAGGAGUAGCAGCAGCAGUGAUGAUAGUGUAGACAUCAAGAAUAAAGACAAGAAGCAUCACAGUCGUGGCUCCAGCCCUGUGAGACGGCGCCACAAAUCUAGGUCUCCCUCAAGGGACAGAGGUCACCGCACAGAGUCACGUGACAAGCAUCGCCGGAGAGACAACAGGUCACACUCACAGGACAGAAUUCGUAGGUCAGGCUCAAGAGACAGAGGCAAACACUCAAGGUCAAGGGAAAGACACCGCAGAUCAAGUUCCAGAGACAGAAAUCGCAGAGUAAAACGGCAUGAAAAAACACACAGGUCAAAAUCAAGAGACAGACACAGGUCAAAAUCAAGAGACAGGCAUAGGUCAAGAUCAAGAGACAGACAGAGGUCAAGGUCAAGAGACAGACAGAGGUCAAAAUCAAGGGACAGAUAUGGGUCAAAAUCAAGGGACAGAAGAUCAAAGUCAAGGGAAAGAAAGAGAUCAAAAUCAAGGGAAAGAAGGUCAAGAUCAAGAGACAGAAAGAAGUCAAAAUCAAGAGAAAGAAGGUCAAAAUCCAGAGACAGACACAGCUCGAAAUCCAGAGACAGAAGGAGGUCAAAAUCAAGAGACAGGCACAAGAGAUCGAGAUCAAGGGAAACAGUAGCAGACAGCCGUAAAAAGAGAAGCAGAUCAGAUUCUCAUUCAGAUUCUGAGUCACCAGUGAAGACAAGACCAAAGCAUGGAGGUGACAGCCACAGAAGAGAAGAGAUGUUGCAUGCACAGCAACGUAAUGGACGCUUUGAGAGAGAGAGGAGUCGGUCUUCAUCAAAACAGAAAGAUCUCAGUCGCAGAGACCAACGAGCGAGCAGAUGGGAUGUAGAGAACAGUACUUCCAGCCAGAGAAGCAGGUCCCGGACACCUAACAGAGGCAGUAGCCGUGGUGGUCCCCAGAGAAAUAGGGAGCGGUCACCACCAACCCCAGAUGACAGGUGGGGCCACAAGAAAUUCUUUGAACAACAACAUGAAAUUAACCACAGGAGUUCUGGGAGCUCAAGGGACCACUACAGAAAUGGAGGAACGUACAGAGACAGAGACCGAGGUAGUGGAGGGUUCGGCCGGCGCAGCAACACAAGCAGCCAGAGUGACGACUACUAUGGUUUCCGGCGCCAGCAGCGGCAGCAGAUUACUGAGGAAGGUGUACCAGAGCUGUGGGCGAUGUCACCAGGAAAUGUCCAAGAAGACUCUGAUGAGAUGAACACGGACGAUGAAAGAAUGGCAAAGAUGGUUAUGAAGGGAGCGUUGAAUGAUUCUUUGACUGUAGAAAAGGAAAAGAAGAAGAAGAAGAAGAAAAAUAAGAAGAAACACAAGAAAGAAAAGAAGAAGAAGAAAAAGAGCAAGAAAAAGGCAUCCAAAAAGAAGGACAGUGAUUCCUCUUCAGAAAGUGAGAGUGGUUCGGAAGUUGAUGAUGACGAUGAUCAGCUCAAGUGGAUAGAGAAAAGAAAAGACAGUGAUGGAAACAUGGUGGAGGAGGUGGUGGUGGGUCCUGUCCCCAAGCCUCAAGUCACCCUCUCCAAAAAGGACUAUGGCAAGGCUCUUCUGCCUGGUGAAGGAGCAGCAAUGGCAGCCUAUGUAGCUGAGGGCAAGAGGAUUCCCCGGCGUGGUGAGAUCGGCUUGACAUCAGAUGAGAUUGCCAAAUUUGAAGAAGUUGGGUAUGUGAUGAGUGGAAGCCGCCACCGCAGGAUGGAAGCCGUUAGGUUACGUAAAGAAAACCAGAUUUAUUCAGCUGAUGAGAAACGAGCAUUGGCAAUGUUUAGCAAGGAGGAAAGGCAGAAGAGAGAAAACAAGAUCUUGACGCAGUUCCGAGACAUCGUUCGUAGUAAGCUGAAUAAAAAGUAAGUCAAAGUAAUUAAUGUGUGAAGAUCUGGAUUGGAUGAGGUUUUUAUUGAAUUGUUUGUUAUUUUAAAGCUUACAAUGAACCAUUUAUCUACUUAUAUUUCAUGGGACUGAUAUUUUUAAUAACUUAUUUCAUAUUUUGCUUGCAGUCUCUGUUUACAUGAAAGUUUCUGUCGGUGGCCAUCCUUGUCUUACAUUUAUAGGAACUGUAUCUAACUAUUUAUUUUUAAAUAAUUUCUGGAUACAAAAGUAGCAAUAUAAUUUAAUUCCUUGUUUUAUAAAAUGGGUUGUGCAGAUAGACAUGUAAUAAAGAAGGUACAAAGUCUUGUAAACCGUCUUACAAUGUCUUGUUUAUAGAUCUUAAUUCUCUCUCUCUCUCUCUCUCUCUCUCUCUCUCUCUCUCUCUCAAGUUGUUACAAAAGCCCUUGUGGGGGUUUCACAUACAUUUCUCCUGUGUUUACUGGGUUGGAAGAAUAUUGCUUCUGUAUUCAUUGUGUGGCCAAAGACAACUAAAAAGGACAGAGUGAGGGGACUGGGAACCCCCUUCCUGUGUAUUUCUGUCCUUCCAGCAAGACAAGGCAGGUCUUGGCUAUUCCCCCUUUAAAAGGAAUGUCUGUUUGGUAUAUGCAUACAUAGGUAGUGUUGUAGAUAUAGACACGUCUGUUUAAUGUAUUUUUUAUCCUCUGUGACAUGAUGAAAAUUUGUGAUGGGAGCCAUUCAUAGGCUGGUCAUUGUUUUGGGCCUCUGAAAAGGACCUGAUGCAAGGACACAGGUUGGCACAUUUUACAAAAUGACUAAUGCACUCCCUAGCUUGGAUUCAGUGAGACUGCCAUAUUUUAUAAAAUUUGGACCAUAUGAUUUAUUUUCAUUAAACAGCAAGGUAGAUGUAUCUUUUGACUAUGAUAAACAUUAAUAUUCACAAAAGACUGGUAUUACCUUGAAGAAUAACAUUUUCUCAAUGUUUCCCAUGUAUUUUGUCUACUUUUCAGUGAAGAAUAAAACAAAAAAAACUUU